Molecule: messenger RNA, 1161 nt
Organism: Effrenium voratum
Lineage: Eukaryota; Dinophyceae; Suessiales; Symbiodiniaceae
Source: the annotation of a GenBank genome assembly
AUGGCUCCUUUGGAUCGCCCCAUUCGCAUCGGCACCGACUGCUCCGGCAUGGAGACGCCAGUGAUGGCGCUCAGGGCGCUCAAGGUGGAGUACGAGCACAUGUUCUCCUGCGACAUCGAGAAGUCCGUGAAAGAGCAGAUCUUAGCCAACUUCCCGCCCAAGGUCUGGUUCGACGACCUUAUGGCUCGGGACAAUGACAGCAGGUCCACGCCCAGCGUGGACCUGUACGUGGCGGGGUUCCCGUGCCAAUCCUUCAGCGCGGCGGGGCUGGGCUUGGGCUUCAACGACAAGCGCGGGGAGGUCUUCUUCGGAUGCGCCUCCUACAUCGAAGCCAAGCGACCGCGGGUCUUCGUGCUGGAGAACGUGAAGGCCAUCUUGACCAACGACGGGGGGGACACCUUCAAGACGGUGAUGUCCACCUUGAAGCAGAUCGGAUCCGGCGCCUACCACGUGAGCCACAAGGUGCUGGACACCCAGGACCACGGGGUUCCGCAGAGCCGGAAACGGGUGUACUUUGUGGGCAUUCGCAAGAACACGGUGCCCGCGGGCUUCCAGGGCUUCGAGUGGCCGGAGGAGCUGCCCAGGGUGUCCAUCGAGCCCUUCCUGAAUCGCAGGAGGAAGGUGCCGACCAUGAAGGACCUGCCGAAGAAGGGAGGUGUGACCGCCCGCUCCGGCGCGAAGGAGGUUCUGCAGCAGCUGAAGCGGGAGGGAAAGGACCCUUUGAACAAGACCUACAUCAUCGACAUCGACGCCAGCGCGAGGUACCGCAACUUCAUGCGCGACCGGUGCCCCUGCAUGACCAAGAGCCGCGCCGCCGGGUACUGGAUCUCCUCCCGGGCCCGGCGCAUGAGCCUGGAGGAGAUGCUGCGGUGCCAGGGCAUGGAGCCCGGCUGCUUCAAGCAGGUGGUGAGCGACCGGGCCAUCGGCGCCCAGAUCGGCAACGCCAUGUCGCAGAAUAUCUUGGAGCGGCUCUUUCUCAAGCUGCUUCCCCUGGCGGGCCUGGUCCCUGCGAGCCAGGCGCUCAAGGAUCGCUUCAAAAGCCGGGCGAUGAUGCUCCCCAGGAGCAAAGUGGAGGAGCCAAAGACCGGCAAGCGCGCCCUGGAGAAGGCGCCAAAGGACAAGGUGACAAAAAAGGUGGGGCUCAAGCGCCGACGGGUGUGA